Etheostoma cragini (Arkansas darter) is the source of this 2210-nucleotide messenger RNA. RefSeq names its product Usher syndrome type-1G protein homolog. The transcript has 4 exons. Gene Ontology annotation, biological process: sensory perception of light stimulus; equilibrioception; sensory perception of sound. Bases 198 to 1628 code for a protein of 476 amino acids. Gene Ontology annotation, molecular function: protein binding. NCBI's taxonomy places the organism in Eukaryota, Metazoa, Chordata, Actinopteri, Perciformes, Percidae. The record is from RefSeq and is a predicted model, not a curated record.
CUCUUGACAACCGGCGCCCUCGUUUUCGUCCCCUUAGCAACCAGCCUGUCAGCCCGCUCCGUGCCUCUCCGGGCCCGUCCGGACCCGCCGCGACGCGGGCAGAAAGUCUCCUAAACACCGAUGCGAACCCUCCAGAAACCUCCAUGGGAUCAAAGUGAGAGCGAGCCGGGGCUGGGAAAGCCGAGGGCGCCGCCGCCAUGAACGACCGGUACCACCGGGCGGCCAGGGACGGCUACCUGGACGUGCUGAAGGAGGCCACACGGAAGGAGCUCAACGGCCCGGAUGAGGACGGGAUGACACCGACCUUAUGGGCCGCGUACCACGGCAACCUGGAGGCGCUCCGGCUCAUAGUGUCGAGAGGGGGCGACCCGGACCGGUGUGACAUCUGGGGCAACACACCGCUCCACCUGGCAGCUGCCAACGGCCACCACAACUGCCUGUCCUUCCUGGUGGCGUUUGGUGCCAACGUGUGGUGUCUGGACAACGACUACCACACACCGCUGGACAUGGCCGCCACCAAGGAACACAUGGACUGCGUUCGCUACCUGGACUCCAUCGCCGCCAAGCAGAUCACCCUCAACCCAAAGCUGGUCAACAAACUCAAGGACCGGGCGUUUCGGGCCGCGGAGCGCCGCAUCAAAGACUGCGCAAAGCUGCAGAGGAAGCACCGUGAACACAUGGAGCGGAAGUUCAUGAAGGAGUCAGCGGCUUUAGACAACUUGGAUGCCAUCAGCUUCUCCAGCUACGCCAGCGGCAGCACCCUGAGCAAGUUCAACACCGUCACCUCCAACAUGCCAUACUCGCAGGCCACCCUGCAUUCUACAGCCAAGGGCAAGGCCAAGAUACAGAAGAAGCUGGAGAAGAAGAAGCAGGUUGAUGGAUCGUUCAAGAUCUACGAGGACGGGAGGAAAAGUGUGCGUUCGCUGUCCGGCCUGCAGCUCGGCAACGACGUCAUGUUCCUCAAACAGGGAACGUACGCCAACCCCAAGGAGCGCUCUCGCCUCAACAUCCGCGAAAUGUUCCACCCCGACAACGACGACGACGACCACACAGUCGCCCGCGCCAUGAGCGACCCGGGUCUCCACGACGCUGCGUAUUCGGAGGUCAGUGCCGACUCCGGACGCGAUUCCCUGUUCAACCGCCCAGGGCUCGGCACCAUGGUGUUCAGGAGGAACUAUCUGAGCGGAGGCAUGUUUAGUACCGGGGAUCGGGAGGAAGGAAGUGUAGUAGGGAGUGAACCUGCGGGCAGGGCACCCAAUGUUCGUCUACGGGGGCGUCUGCCCCGCCGCUCGCCCAGCUUCGAUGAGGACAGUAUCGGCAGCGCCAUGAGUCUGCAAGAAAGAAACCUUCAGGAGUUGCCCUGGGAGGAGACCGAUGUGGGGUUGGAUGAGGACUUUGAGCCGGAGAGCAGUCCUCUUGAGACCUUCCUGGCCUCUCAAAGCCUUGUUGAGUUCAUGGCGAUCUUCAGGCGGGAGAAGAUCGACCUGGAGGCUCUCCUGCUUUGUUCAGACCAGGACCUUGCCAGCAUUCACAUCCCUUUGGGCCCCAGGAAGAAACUUCUUGAUGCCUGCAAGAAACGUCUGGACACCAUAGAUGAACCAGAGGCCAUGGAAGACACUGAGCUCUGAAGGAUAGACACACUUGAUGCUCGCUAUCCAGACUGAAAUGUGGGAAAGAAGUUAUCGAUGCAUUAUGGACAAGCUUUGCCACAUACUGUACACAUGUUUUUUUAUGGAUUUCUUUCCAAUGAAAUGUAGCCUGACAUGUUAUCUUUGACUGUAAUAAUUCAUGUAUCAGUGAAUGUACUUAAUCCUUCGAAAAUAGUGUUUAUUAUGUCUUCGUUGUACAGUUUUCUUACUUUAAACAUGUUAUUUUACUCAACGGCACAUACACAAUGGUGACUCAUGACUAUUAUUUGAUGGAUGCAUUAGCCACAGCCUGACUGUUGCUAAAACUAAAGGGUACUACUGUGAAGUUAUGCGAGUGUGUGUGUGUGUGUGUGUGUGUGUGUGUGUGUUUGUGUGUGCUAGAUAACACUGUUAUCUCAGGUUGCUCCGUGGAGUGUAUGAUUUCCCUGAAUGUCCGUCUGUCUGUGAGAGUAUAACUGUGCAUGAAUGUUCAUUUUAUGUUUUUAAUCUGUUUUUUUUUUAUCAAUAUAUGUACCCACAACCAUAAUUGUCCUUUAUUAAAACAAAGUGAAAACCAGUAUU